Messenger RNA from Plectropomus leopardus (leopard coralgrouper), 2136 nucleotides. RefSeq names its product trypsin like peroxisomal matrix peptidase 1 (gene tysnd1). Gene Ontology annotation, biological process: regulation of fatty acid beta-oxidation; protein processing. The record is from RefSeq and is a predicted model, not a curated record. Gene Ontology annotation, cellular component: peroxisome. Gene Ontology annotation, molecular function: serine-type endopeptidase activity. NCBI's taxonomy places the organism in Eukaryota, Metazoa, Chordata, Actinopteri, Perciformes, Serranidae.
UGUAAAUACUAUCAGCGAUACAAAGCAGGUCUUAACAGUCAGUCUGCUGCUCCGCUACAGAAUGGAGAUUUGUUUUAUUGUCUCAAAAUAGGUGUCGAUGCUGCUUUUCAACGUUUUUUUCGGUGUCUUUGUUGUUAAAGCCGUUUGUGGAUUGAAUGGUUAAAGUUCACUGCUAACAGCAUGGAGGUUAAGGAGGUAGAGAAAUGUUGCUGUGUCGUCAAGGUGUUUGAGGCUUUUUCUUCAAAGAAACCAGUGAGCUGCAGCGGAGUUAUCGUCCAUCCUCAAACAGGAACAGUGAUUUGCACCGGCCUCCCGUUUUCCCGUUUUACCGCCGACAGGGAGUCCCUCUCUGCAGACUGCAGGCUGCUGUCACCGCACAGCUUUAGCCAAAAACUUAAAAUACGAGUCAGCUUUUCUUCUGAGCGAGAUCUGGACUCAAACCAGCGUGCACAGGGAGAGGCAUCCUCCUCCAGAGGCAAAGCAACACUUCAGCGGGAAGUUGCAGCCGAGUUGCUGAUGCUGGUGAAUUGCCUGGAGUUCAAACAAGCUUUCCAGGCAGUUUUCCAGGAGGCUGAUCAGUGGCGAUUUCAUGGUGAUGAAGAGGAUGAGGAGCUGAUAAGAGAUGCUCAGUUCCUCAGCUGGUUUGCAGUGCUCAAGGUGGCAGACAGCAGGCAGAGCACAGGGACUAUUAUCCCCUGGCAGAGCAGCUCACCUCUGCAGAAGGGCUGCCCAGUUGUUGCAUGUGGCUCACCUUUUGGCUCCCUCUGCUUGGAUCUCUUCAUCAGCACCCUAAGCAGAGGCAUCAUCAGCAACCUCACAGGGGAGGACAACGCUGUCAUCCUCACAGACGCACGCUGCUUGCCAGGGACAGAAGGUGGAGGGCUUUUUGUAGUGAAAAGCCAAAACACUGUGCAGCUCAUCGGGCUGAUUGUGUCUCCGUUUGGUUGGAAGGCAAACGAGUGGAUAGGCCUCACCCUGGUCUGCUCCAUCCAGAUGAUCUUCAGGAACAUCAUCCGCUGCAUGAGCGCUCAAGAUCCACUCAGAGAUGUUUGGCUCCAUCCAGGAGAGGCAGGCCUCCUCAUGUCCACCACAGCUCAUGAGUCAAAAGCUGUUAAAUGCCCCACUGUGUGCUUUGUGGACAGUGGACAGUUCUGGGGCUCAGGGGUCAUUGUCGCCUCUCAGCUGGUGGUGACCUGCCGCCAUGUUGUCAACGGGAAGUCGACUGUCACCCUGAAGUUCCAUCACAGGGACAGAGUCCAUGAUGUUGUAGGUGAAGUGCUGUUUUCCACUAAAGCCUCCUCACCCUAUGAUUUGGCUCUGGUGCAGCUGAGAGAUUCCACCACAAAGGCUGUGGUCCCUCGAAUGGCUCAGAGUUACAAUCCAGGUGAAUCUGUCGUCGUGGUGGGAUAUGGUGGGUUGGGUCGCAGAUGUGGUCCAUCCUUCACGUGUGGCGUCCUCUCCAAAGCCAUCAGCUUGAGUGAGGGGCCCAUCAUGCUUCAGACCACUUGUGCAGUACAAGCAGGGACCAGCGGGGGGGCUGUGGUGCGGACACAAACAGGAGAGCUGCUGGGUAUCGUAUCCAGCAACACAAGAGACUUGGCUGCCAAAGUUACCUACCCGCACCUAAACUUUAGCAUCCCAGUGACUAUUUUCCAGAAAUUGUUGCAGCAAUUUCACCAAAGCAGGGAUGUUAAUGUGUUCAGGGAGCUGGACAACACAGACAAAGAAGUCAGCACAGUGUGGAGGCUGCAGGGUGCACAGAGCAAAUUAUAACUGCACUCUGAGAUAUGCUGCAGAAAAAAAGACUGGGUGAUUUAGUAAAUAUUAUAUGAUAUAUAGGAUUAUAUGCAAAAUUAUUUUAGAUAAUCACAUCGAUAAUAUAUGUAAUAAAUAACAGUGUUUUUUUUAAAAUAUAUAACUAAAUAUGUUUUAUACUUAAAUUAAUUGCAAAGACAGGCACAAAGUCGGAGAUCUGAAGGAGUAAAUGAAACAAGAAUCAUUAAUUCCUAAUGUUACACUUAACCCAGAAUCAUGCACUAAACUUGAAAUAUUUAUAAGACCACUUAAUGUUAACAGCCAAGUUAACUUUAGUUUAAUACCUCAUGAGAUUGCUUUACAAUAAUGUAAUUUUAUAAA